Messenger RNA from Thermothielavioides terrestris NRRL 8126, 1974 nucleotides. RefSeq lists its product as uncharacterized. The record is from RefSeq and is a predicted model, not a curated record. Lineage: Eukaryota; Fungi; Ascomycota; Sordariomycetes; Sordariales; Chaetomiaceae. The transcript has a single exon. Gene Ontology annotation, biological process: cellular response to nitrosative stress; nitric oxide catabolic process. Gene Ontology annotation, molecular function: FAD binding; oxygen binding; heme binding. Bases 225 to 1502 code for a protein of 425 amino acids. Gene Ontology annotation, cellular component: intracellular anatomical structure.
AUCUUAACAUCAUCGGAGUGCGCACUUCCCCACACCUGGCCAAGACUCUGAAAUUGAGGUCCGAGGAACAAGGCAGAAUAAAAAGCGGACAGAAUCUGACACUCGUCAAACCCCUCGCAUCCCAACCCCGUCCACGGCAACACAAGCCUCCCCUUUGGGAAGACCCAUCGGAACACACAUCGCACAGGAGAAACACGCAGACGCAAGCACUUGCUUCCAUCACCAUGGCCGCCCCGCUCCCCGAAAGCCAGCUCGCCAUCGUCAAGUCGACGGCGCCCGUUCUCCAAGAACACGGCGUCACCAUCACGACCGUCUUCUAUGAGAACAUGCUCCGCGAGCACCCGGAGCUGAACAACAUCUUCAGCACCACCAGCCAGAGGAACGGCCGCCAGGCCCAGGCGCUUGCCGCCGCCGUGCUCGGCUAUGCCACGUACAUCGACGACCUCCCGAAGCUGGCGCACGCCGUCGAGCGCAUCGCCCACAAGCACGCGUCGCUGCAGGUGACCCCUGCCAUGUACGACAUCGUCGGCAAGCACCUGAUCCAGGCCAUCGGCCAGGUGCUCGGCGACGCCGCCACCAAGGAGAUCGUCGACGCCUGGGUCGCCGCGUACGGCGUGCUCGCCAACGUGUUCAUCACGCGCGAGGGCGAGAUGUACAAGACCCACGCGGCGAACCAGUGGGCCGGCUGGCGCAAGUUCCGCAUCGUGCGCAAGGUGCCUGAGAGCAGCGUCAUCACGAGCUUCUACCUGGCGCCGGUCGACGGCCUCACGCCGCUGCCGCGGUACCUGCCGGGCCAGUACGUCAGCCUCCAGGUCCACGUGCCCGAGCUGGGCUACCUGCAGAGCCGGCAGUACAGCCUCAGCGAGGGCCCGACCGACAAGGGCGAGUACUACCGCAUCAGCGUCAAGCGCGAGGACAGCCCCGAGACGGGCAUCCCGGGCAUCAUCUCCAACAUGCUGCACGCCAAGUACGGCGUGGGCGACGAGGUCGAGCUGUCGCACCCGCAGGGCGAGUUCUUCGUCGACCCCAACGACACCAGCAAGGAGGGCGUGCCGGCGGUGCUGAUCUCGGCGGGCGUGGGCGCGACGCCGCUCAAAGCCAUCCUCGACAGCCUGACGGCCGGGCCGGACGGCCAGCCGCCGGCGGUCAAGCGGCCCGUCUCGUGGAUCCACACGGCGCGCUCGAGCGCGGUGCAGCCGUUCGGCGACGCGGUCCGCCAGAUCUGCCGCGAGAACGAGAACGUCACGGCCAACGUGUUCCUGCGCAACCUCGGCCCGGACGACCGCGAGGGCGUGCACUACGACUUCGGCGACAUGCGCCUCGACCUGGCCAAGCUCGACCACGACGCCCACCUCUUCCUCGGCAACCCCAAGGCCGAGUACUUCAUCUGCGGCCCUGAGGCCUUCAUGAAGGACGUGCGGCAGAAACUCGCCGCCAUGGGCGUCGACAAGAGCAGGAUCUUCCUCGAGUUGUUCGCGACCGGCGACGUCGCUGAUGACUAAGGGCGUGGCGGUCUGGGAGGUUGGGCUGGUGUAGGUUGGUCAGCAUUUGAGGCAUCAGACAUCAGAAUCAGCGGGAGGGGGUUCGGAGUUGGGGUUUUGGCUUUGCUCCAUGCUUUUCUGUCGUUUACCCGCGUAUGGUAGGAUACCUCGGGGGAAUUGUACGAACUUCUCUACUCUUCCAAGUGUGUUUGAUGUUGGGACGUCUGGCUUAUGAAGAAUGGGCCGACACGCUGUUUGGUCAUGAUGUGGUCACAGGACUUAGCGCGAGGGGACUUCUCCGCGGUUGGUUCCGCGGCACUGUCUCGCCAUUCCUGAUUCGAGGUUUUUGGCUGAUCACAACUUCCCGGUCCCAACCCCGCUUCAUGCCAUCGUCGUUCUUCCGCGGAGGAGUCGCAAACUAGUGUACACAGUAAACCUUCCACGGAGCCCAGUUCGCUGGGUUAGCUGCCCGUCAAUGGGUUGGCCGCCAAUC